AUGUCAGUCAAGAGCAAGGUCAAGAGAGAACUAAACCAAGUUUCUAAAGUAAAAUCAAGCAAGCGGCAUGCUGAAACCCAACCUGAUGGUAUUCCAAAAAAGACUGUUAGACUGAAUGAAACACAGGAAGUAACAAAGCCUGUCGAAGGUGGUGUUUCCAAAGUACACAAAGCAAAGCAAGUGAAACAUACACUUGGCAGAAAAAUUGCGGCUCCAAAAGGUAA
Schistosoma curassoni is the source of this 224-nucleotide messenger RNA. The record is from the annotation of a GenBank genome assembly. Lineage: Eukaryota; Metazoa; Platyhelminthes; Trematoda; Strigeidida; Schistosomatidae.